AUGCAGAUUGGUAGUAGGUUGGGUUGGAGAAGGAACUAUGCAGCGAAAGACAUUAGAUUUGGAGUGGAGGCAAAGGCUUUGAUGCUUAAGGGUGUUGAAGAGCUCGCUAAGGCAGUUAAAGUCACCAUGGGCCCAAAGGGGCGUAAUGUAGUGAUUGAGCAAAGUUGGGGUGCCCCUAAAGUGACAAAGGAUGGUGUCACCGUGGCAAAGAGCAGUGAAUUCAAGGACAAUGUCACAAACAAUGGUGCGAGCCUUGUAAAGCAGGUUGCAAAUGCCACCAACGAUGUUAAUGGUGACGCAAUAUUUUUGUCCGAACAGAGGCCAAUGUCAGAAUUUGCUCAUCGCAAUCGCAUUCAGAGAAGAGAGAAGGUUGUGGAAACUCCACUGUUCGAGGCACCGAACGCUACAGUUCGCGAUGCUGAUAUCAACACUAGUGUCGACUGCUGUGAGUGCUGCUCGAUCGUGACCUUCUAG
Messenger RNA from Fraxinus pennsylvanica, 474 nucleotides. Lineage: Eukaryota; Viridiplantae; Streptophyta; Magnoliopsida; Lamiales; Oleaceae. The record is from the annotation of a GenBank genome assembly.